Molecule: messenger RNA, 16376 nt
Organism: Porites lobata
Lineage: Eukaryota; Metazoa; Cnidaria; Anthozoa; Scleractinia; Poritidae
Source: the annotation of a GenBank genome assembly
UUAGGGUAUGAAACUAUUGGAUGUUACAGGGACACAUCAAACCGAGCAAUCGAGCCCUUGGAAGGAAAGGAUUCUAUUUUGGAUGGAGCAUAUUGGACUCGGAAGAACCCCAUCGCAAAGUGUGCCCAGGCUGCAAGAAGAGCAGGUUAUGGCAUGUUUGCUAUUCAAAAUGGCGGCUGGUGCGCGGCCAGUGCUACAGCGGUGAAGACGUUUAAAAAAUAUGGAAAGUCUGAAGCUUGUAGAUCUGAUGGCGAGGGCGGGCCAUGGGCUAAUCAAGUUUAUGUCAUCAAAGGUAAACUAAAGUAUCUUCCUUGUGAUAAGGAAGACCUGAAUAUUAUAUGCUAGUUUCAAAAUGACUUAAUGAUUCAGAUCACUGUCACCAAAACGAUGUCAACGACAACGAAACUUAGUAGAAAAAAAUGAGAAAGCAAUUCUCAUAUACUCUCUUAAAAUGUACAUGUAUCAGCAGUAAUGUUACAUUUUUAAUACAAUUUUAGCAUCUAUCGGAUGCUACCUGGACAAACCAAGUCGAGCAAUUCAACCCUUGGAGGGAAAGGAUUCUAUUUUGGAUGGAUCAUACGGCUCUCGAAAGAACCCCAUUGCAAAGUGUGCCGUGGCUGCAAUGAGAGCGGGUUACAGCGUGUUUGCAGUUCAAAAUGGCGGCUGGUGUGCGGCCAGUGCUACAGCAGCGGAGACGUUUAACAAAUAUGGAAAGUCUGCAGCUUGUAAAUCAGAUGGUGAGGGGGGACCAUGGGCUAAUCAAGUUUAUGUCAUCAACGGUAAGACGUUGUCUCGAUGUAGGCCCUCAGUCACUUAGAAGAGACUCACGCCAUUGUGUGCUAUCAGUUGCCAACCAUCCAGUAAAUGUACUUUUUUUUUUUUUGAACAAACAACUUUUUCUCAUUGUAAAGCAAAAAAGGUAACUAUUAUGUAGAACUGGCACUUGAUAACUAUGAAAAGUAAGUAUAAACUAAAAUAUGACAUGACUCACUAUCAAAUAAAAGUAAAGGAUCUCGCUAGACUAUUCUUAAAUUCACCCUAUUUCACCUUCUCAUGAGCACCAGCUCCCAGUGUUCGAAAGUUUUAUUCUGUGUCCGCUUUUAUCUCCUUUUAGGGUUUGGAUCCAUUGGAUGCUACAAGGACACCGGAAACCGAGCAAUUUUACCCUUGGAAGGAAAGGAUCCUGUUUUGGAUGGGGCAUAUUGGACUCGAAAAAACCCCAUUGAGAAGUGUGCAGUGGCUGCAAUCAGAGCAGGUUACGGCAUGUUUGCAGUUCAAAAUGGUGGCUGGUGUGCGGCCAGUGCUACAGCACCAAAGACCUUUGACAAGUAUGGAAAAUCUACAGCUUGUGGUUCUGAUGGCGAGGGUGGACCAUGGGCUAAUGACGUUUAUGUAAUCAGAGGUGAGACAGCUAGUGUUUCGAUGUACACACCACAUUAUUACAGACAUGACAUGCCACCAGUAGCUAACCAUAGUGUCUUUUUUCUUCUUUCUGAAGCGUCAGAAGAAAUAUCAUCGUAAAUUCGGAGGGUUGUGGGUUGAGUUUGUUGUCGGUCCUCUCCCAUGCCCCGGAAGGCUUUUCUUGGGUAAUACGUGUUUUUUCUGGACUCUCCUAAAAUGCAUUUCCUGCGUUCCCUGGCAUUGGUAAAUAAGGGUCAAAUAUAUAUUUGAGAAAGAGAGAAACCCCUGACAGUGUAUAACACUAAAGUUCAGCAAGUAAAAUUAAAAAUUAAUCCUUUUUAUAGGAAAAAUGCAAAUUUUGAAAAAAUGGCAGUCAAAUUUCAGUUGCCAGAGAAUUAAAAGUAUGUUGACAUACCCGUUAGGACGACCUUCAAAUGUUCCCAGAUAUCUUUUAAAAGAGUCGUUAGUCUUGGUAAUCAUAGCUCAAGCGGCUUUUUAAUGAUCUUUGCUUAUUAAGGAUAUGAAUCCAUUGGAUGCUACAAGGACACUGGACAUCGUGCAAUCCACCCCUUGGAAGGAAAGGACCCUGUUUUGGAUGGAUCUUAUUGGAGUCGGAAAAACCCUGUGGAAAAGUGUGCCGCAGCUGCAAUGAAAGCGGGUUACGGCAUGUUUGCACUCCAAAAUGGCGGCUGGUGUGCGGCCAGUGCAAUAGCGCCACAGACUUUUAACAAGUAUGGAGAGUCUGCAGCUUGUAAGGAUGACGGCGAAGGUGGACCAUGGGGUAAUCAAGUCUAUGUCAUCAAUGGUAAGACUUAGUUUCGAGACACGCCUCGAAUCUGAAUUUGAUGAUGAGACAUGAGCCAUUUCAUGCUAACAGUUGCCAAGAAUAUUGUAAAUGUUUUUAUUUUUUACACAACCAACUUUUUCUCACAGUUAUUUAAUUCUGAAGAUAACUAUGGUGUAACAUAUCGUAAUGUAGCAGAUCUUAAGGCAACAAGGCACGACAACUAUGAUAAAUAACUAUAAAGAUAGCCUGGUUCCUCAUCAGUAAAAAAGUCCCAGAACGCGUAACUUUAAAAACGUAAGACCAUUCUCAUACACUCCUUUUUUCUGCUUCAUGAGUGCCAGCUCCUGAUAUCUGGAUGUUUUAUCCUGUGUUUAGUUUUGUAUUCAGGAUAUGAAUCUAUUGGAUGCUUCCGGGACAGGCCAAGUCGAGCGAUCCAACCCUUGGAAGGAAAGAGUUCCCUUUUGGAUGGAACAUAUUGGACUCGAACGAAUCCCAUUGCAAAGUGUGCUGCAGCGACUAUAAAAGCAGGUUACAGCAUGUUUGCUGUUCAAAAUGGCGGCUGGUGUGCGGCCAGUACUACAGCGGCGAAGACGUUUGACAAGUAUGGAAAGUCUACAGCUUGUAAGGAUGACGGCGAAGGCGGACCAUGGGGUAAUCAAGUUUAUGUGAUCAAAGGUAAGGUAGCGUUUGGAUACACGCCCGACAUUAUUUAGAUGAGAGACAUCAGCCAGUGCGAAGUGCUAACAGUUGCCAAGCAUCUUAAAAAUGAUUUUCCUUCGUAUAAAACCUGGCUUUACGCUAAUGACUGGGUUCACCAUCAGACAAGUGACAGAAAAGUUAACUCAAGAACCACUUUCGUAAAUUCUCAUUAAACCCUUAAGAGCACCAACUCUGAAAAUUUAAAUGCAAAUUUGAAAUUACAGGGUCCGCGCAGAAGUUUCCGAAGGGCGGGAACCAGUGGAUUCAACUGCGCAUGCUAAGGAAAGUGGGGGUUGGGGUAGGAGGUCCGAGGACGUCUUCUAUGUGGGUUCAAACGGAUCUAGCUGCUACAAAGAGAGUUAGCAGGAUCUUCGCAAUAGAAUGAACAACCUAAGAGGUUGCAAAAGAACCUGAAAAUUCAGGCUUGACCGGGAAUCGAACUCUUGGCCCUUGCGAUGACCGGACGCAACGCUCAGAUUUCUCUUAGCAAAGAAGGAAUUGAUAAUUAUUGUCGGAAAGCUGAAUCCAUUACGUUUCCACUUUUGGAUAAAAAGCUUGAUAUUACCGUACUUAAUUGUAAACUGCAAUGUCUAUAAACGUGCACACUUACAGACAUUUUAUAAACCCAUAAUAUGUCUGUAGAUUUGACCGCAUUUUGCGAAACUAAAUCGCAUAAAAUGUCCCUGAAAUUCUAAUGUUUCCCUUGUAAGAUUCAAUCUACAUUUACAGAAAUUUUAAACCUUUCCACCUUUUAAAAUGUGAGCAUAGUCCUUAUGAAAUACUCAAGGAAAAAAACUCUGUAUAAUAGAUAAGAUAAAAUGUCAACAAAAUCUUCGUAAAUUGAACAAAAUAACUGUGGAAAAAGUUAAUGAAGUGUUGAAAAAAAAAGUUUUUACAUGCAAAGGAUGUUUGUACAAUAUACUCGGAGAACUACAAGGAAACUGUGCAAAAUGUUUCUAUUUUUUUCUAUAAAAAUAAUAACAAUGGAAGCAAAACAGGAAGAAAACAAAAUCCUAACAAAAUGUAUGCAAAAAGUGCACAAAAUGUUUGUAAAUGUCCAUAAACAAAGUACACAUGUCUUAAAAAACUUAAGUAUUUUAUUUUAAUUUUUUUCCAAGUGUUGACAUAAUAAAUAUUUGUUUCACUAUUACGACAAAGAAUUGAAUACAUACAUAUAGAAACGUUAUUUUACACAAGGUACGUGUAAUUCUCCAGUCUUCGGAUAUAUUUAAGCAAUAGAAAACGUUUCCCGUGUUUGCAUAGCCUGAUAUAAACACGAGAGGGGUUGGGAGAAUUCGAGACAGUUAUGCAAACCCGAGACGAGGUCGAGGGUUUGCAUAACUGUCGAGAAAUCUCCCAACCCCUCUCGUGUUUAUAUCAGGCUAUGCAAACACAGGAAAAAAGUUUUCUAUUGCUUUUAUAAAAUAACUUUCCCUAGAAAAACUUAAACCUCCUUGUUAUGGCACUGAUUAAAAGAGAAAUUCUUACCAGUCGCAAAGUCGUGUACACGAAGGCUUACACGCGUAAUCAGUUCUUGUUUUGCCAGAGAUGCUUUCCAAAACACGGAUUUUUCUCGCGUAAAAUGUCAGCUUAGCGAAAAAGAAAUUGACACAGCUUGUUUGUAAAGAUUUUCCAAGUUUCAGCCGACGAAGGAGUGGGUGAAUAAAGUAAACUUGUCGAGUUUUGAACUCAAAAUUUUUUCAAAUUUCUGCUGGCGUGAUUAGCGCGCGAAAAGCAAAACAUCUUGACGUCACAACCAUGUUUACAUACUCUCAUGCAAACACUCCUCUCGGCCAAUCAGAGCGCGCGUACUAUCUUAGUUAUUUUAUAAAUAUAUAUAGUAAGACCCUGUUUACAUGGAGUGGGGGAACCCGGUCUAGUGGGGUGGGUUUCUUUUGUUUUCACGCCCUGGAGAACACAAAACAAAAGAAACCCACCCCACUAGACCGGGGUCCCCCACCUCCAUGUAAACAGGGUCUUAGUCGCACAUGAAAAAAAAGAAAACAAAAACAUCAAGACACUUCUUCACAAGUCUAAUUCUUGAAUAAUAAUGAGUGAAGUUUAUAAAUUAUCGGAAGAAGAGGCAUUCUUGAAGUUCACAUGCCGCAGGGAAAUGGUUUCCUCAAAGCGGAAGAUUAUGCUAUUUUUUCCACCUUUGCUGAAAGUUAUUGAUUGAGAGAAGUUAUUUUAUCCGCAAUUCUAAGGCAUUUUCCAAUCUUUAAGCAGCGGCUAAUUCAUAGGAUUCAUGUACUGAAGACUUAUUGUGGACAAGACUGAGAACCAGAUCCUUAGACUAUUAUCAAAAACUGAAUUUCUUUAAUGAAGAACUUUAGGAAAGAAUAUACUUUUUUGCAUGACACAGAUGGGGUGGGGGGGGAGCGGUAAGGCCCUUUGCUCCCUCCCCCUGCGCAGGCCCUGGUCUCAUAUCAAAGUUUCUUUUAUAUUCAGGGUAUGAAUCCAUUGGAUGCUACAGGGACACCGGAAACCGAGCAAUCCUACCCUUGGAAGGGAAGGAUUCUAUUUUGGAUGGGAGAUAUUGGACUCGAAAGAAUCCCAUUGCAAAGUGUGCCACCGCUGCAAGGAGAGCAGGCUACAGCAUGUUUGCAGUUCAAAAUGGUGGCUGGUGUGCAGCCAGUGCCACAGCAGGGAAGACGUUUAACAAGUAUGGAAAGUCUACAGCUUGUGGAUCCGAUGGUGAAGGCGGACCAUGGGCUAAUCAAGUUUAUGUUAUCAAAGGUUAGUGUAUAAUAUCUAAUUAAGUUGUCAUUAUCUAACAGCAGACUUUACUAUUAUGGUAAACUAUGAAAAGGAAUUUACUCACAAAAGGUUCAACAAAAAACGUCAGGCAAUCCUCAGUCACUCCUUCAAGAGAUAUCAGCUUUGAUAUUUUAACUUUGAUUAAAUUUUAGCAUCUAUUGGAUGUUACAAGGACACCUCAAAACGAGCAAUCCAGCCCAUGGAAGGAAAGGAUCCUAUUUUGGAUGGAGCAUAUUGGACUCGAAAGAACCCCAUUGAAAAGUGCGCCGUGGCUGCAUCUAGAGCUGGUUACAGCAUGUUUGCAGUUCAAAAUGGUGGCUGGUGUGCAGCCAGUGCUACAGCACCAGAGACCUUUGACAAGUAUGGAAAGUCUACAGCUUGCGGUUCUGAUGGCGAAGGUGGACCUUGGGCGAAUCAAGUUUAUUGUAUGGCUAAUUGCUGAUCUGUUACUGGCUCUAGAUGAGUUGUUUCGCACGAGAGUGUACACCUCACCGUAGCUGAAAUAAAUAGAAUAAGGGCUACAUGGGACAGCCAAAACAGUGGUUGCUCCACUGUUUAACGUAGGUCAGUUUAUAGUAGCAUAGAGCUGAUGCGGAGAAAUGUAAGCUUUAGGAGUUUGUUUCCUUAUAUGCUGAAAAAAAAGGUUGUGCUGAUUUAUGUUGUUUUUUCUUUGCCUUGUUUAUAAGAUUUAGAAGACACGGAAUAUGUUAUAUAUAACAUUUUUUUUAAGGUCCCCUUCCUUGAAUUAUGUUACUUUCAAUUUAAAUUGCUACUCCUUGUAUAUCGCGGGGUUUAAGUGGUUAACACUUUACGGUAAUCGGCAAUUGCAAAACAUGUCCCACUUUUAGCACCGUAUUUUAGGCCUAUUCAGACCUGGUUGGCCUCUGAGCCCAAAACCGCCCAACACGCCCUCCUUCUUCUGCUCUCUUUAAUCUUCGCUACUUAUUUUUUUUUUUUUUUUUACUACCAAACUUAGCGACUUUUUCAAAAUGUUACUUGGACACACUUUAUUAGAGAGCUUAAGCAGCAGACAUUUUUGAGGUCACGAGCGCCGACCGGAAAUUACUCGCGCCAGUGUGAAUAUACUGCGCGUGUGUUUACGUCUGUGAGUCAGGUCGCCGAGGCCAGAACGCCACUCUUGAAGUUCAAGAUAGAACGCGAGAUUCUAGUGCUCGAAAUUUCGCGUUUGGGUAAGAAUUAAUGCAGCCUCAUUCCCAGUCUUCCUUGGCGAUUUCGGAUUUGAGGUCACCUGUCAAGCUUGUCUUGGAAAUUCGCCGAAUUCGCCAAGGAAUCGUUCCGCGUAAACACGUGUUAUUAUCUUAGGUCAGUAAUUUCGAGUUUUGAUUGUAUCAAAAAACGUGGAUUUAAUUUAGCCAAACAAAUCGACCCAUCUGAGGAGUGUGUUCCAGUGAAUGUGACUGGUGAUGGAAGCUGCCUGUCGGGAAUGAGUUAAAGCAUGUUGAACUUCGUGAAAGGUGUGUCAUCGAACUAACUCUGUACUCAGCAUGUUAUCUAGCGGAUGAAGAACUCGUUAAUCGAAUCGCAGGAGAACGUAAGAGAGACUAGGUGUCGUCCCAAACGAUUACUGGAUCAACUCAUAGACGCUGCUUUUGGCCAUGAAAUAUAAAAAACGGAAGUCGUGAAGUGCUGUCAGCCUUUUGAAUACGCCUCACUGUAGAUUUAGUGUCUUGUUUCUUUCAACUCGUAAGUUACUCUUUUCAAAGAGAAACCAUCAAAUAUAAGAAUUCAGGAAGAAAUAGCUGGCUUUGAAUUCUAAUACAAAUCUUCUAAUUUCCCGCCAUCUUGCCCUGAUUACCGCUUGAUGCAACUAUGAGCGUGAACACCUCUAUUUUACAUGAGAUGAUCCUUUGAGGACUGGUGAAAACUUUCAGUCAAGCUUUCUUUCCGAUUCUAUCAAUUUCUGAUUCUAUCGUUGUUGUUAUUGUUGUUGCACGACCCCAUGUCUAGGUUCUACGUUCCACUGUAGUACUAUUUAAACUUAAUCUCAAUCGUAGCAGGAUUAGAUCAGUCGGUGGAGCACUUGAUUGCAGAGUGGGAGGUCGCGGGUUUAAACCAAUACUCAGAGUCUUAAAAUGACUGAGAAAUGAAGCUUCUACUUUUGCCCUUCUGCAAGUGGCUAAACCUUCGCGUGGCUAGGAUGACCACGUAAAAUGGCGGUCCCAUCUCCAGUAUGAGACGUAAAAAUAGUGUCCCCAAUUAGGAUCAAUUAGUACUUUCGUGCUUAAUACAUUGACACUCAAAUAGAGUGCUUUUCUUUUCUUUUUUUUUUUCAUCUCGAAUCACUUUCACAGCAGUGGUCUUCCGGUGAGUCGUGAGUUUAAAAAGAGUAUUACAUGAGCUUUUGGUACUAUUUUCAAAAUAGACCAUCAGAAUGUUCUGCUGCAUGAACUGGGAGCUGCAAGGUACAUGUAGGAAAAACUAAACAUUUGCUGUACAAUACCUUUCUCAGAAAUUAUGCAGGCAGAAAAAUUAAGAUAAGGCCAUCCCCCUUUUUUUUUUCGUGUAGCGUAGAAUGCGUUUCCUGGUGUUAGGGCAGUCGGUCGGUCGGAUUGAAAAAAAAACCCUAAAAAAAAAAGUCUCAAGAAGUCGAAGUUAACGUUUGAAUAUUUGGAUUAACAAAAUGCACAUUAUACUGUAAAAGUGCUCCUGUUUUUGUUCUUGUUUUACUCUAUGCUGUUACUAUGCUCAUUUUUUCAGAUUAAAAGAAUGAUUUCAAGUGAAAAAUGGUUUAACUAAGUCGUUACUUUUUUUUUGGUUUUUGGAAAAUGCCAAAAAUUUGGGUCGUUCGGACGACGCUAGACGGAGAAAAAAAAGAGGAUGGCCUAAAGCCUCAACUAUCCAAAAUUUCCCCACCUCUAAAUAUCAUUGCAACCUCCUUUAGUGUGAUUUUACUUAACGUGAACAAUAUCGUACCUUUGUGUCUCAGCCCGGAUCAGGAUGAUUGAUUCGUUUAACCAAAUGAAACGAGAAUAUUUAACAAUUAUUCCUCGAGCCCGAAUGGGCUCUGAGUCAAUAUAAUAAAAUCCAACUAGUUGGUCAAAAAUAUCGAGAAUAAAAAAACCUUAGUUGCUGACCAAUGUCGAAAAGUAAACUGCUAAAUGGCACCGAAACCAGCUUUAGGCGCGCACUGAUUUUUUGUGUUAAAGAGAGAAUUGUGGGUAGGAGCAAAAAUAAAUAAAUAAAUACGGAGGCAAGGAAGGGAGGGGGUAAGAUAGUAAUUCUGUCUACAUCCACUUCUGCACAAAUACCUAACCACAAAACAAGCAAAAAAAAAGAGACAUAAGCAAACAACAACAUGCUGGCUACAUACAUGCGACGCAUGCGUCAUAACAAACUGGAGAUUAGGGGUGCUUACCAUUUGACGGAAAAUUUCGGAAAUUCCGGACGGAAGGUAAAUGGUAAGGUCACUUUUCGGAAAUUCCAACCGAAAAUUGAGGAGUACGUUUUGAGGUAGUCCUUUCAUUCCGGUUGGUACGAACCAAACGGAAUGUUGCUUACCAUUAACCAAUUUCUCAGUUCCUUCUCGGUUCCAGACUCACGCGACACAAAUUCGCCCUUUUUUGGAUUCUAACCGUAACGGAUGUGGCAUUUCUACGGUAAACUGGCAAAUUGCUUACCAUUAUGCUUUCGCCACCCCAACCGGAUUUUUCUGUCAAAUGGUAAGCACCCUAGGAUUGCGGGCUCCUCUUGUCGUCCGCAAAAAAAAAAAAAAAAAAAUUCAAAAUGUCCUCGAGUUUGCCAAUCUUUCGGAAUCGAUCUGCACAGGUUCCCGUUUAUUUCGAAAUAGCAACUUGCUUACCGCUCAUGAACAUGUCGCGAAUAGUUAUAUUGUACCUAGCCUGUACAUUUAUUUCCUUUCCCUUUACUAAGAACAGUUACGAAGAAUCUAAUCCUGGCAAUAAGAACCAAAAAGCGAGGUACAGCUGGAGGAAAGCAAACCCAGGAAGAAUGUCAACAUCCGGAUUGCGAUAAGCACGUGGCUAGGGACUCCAUUUAACAAACUUAUUUAGAGACCGACCCAAAAUCCCACAAAAUUUACGUCAGAAUCAGGCCCUUUGGCUAAUAUUUUUAAUUUACCAGCGCGAAAUGUUUGUCCUAUUAACGAAAAUGCACAACGGGACCAUUGUAUUACACAUAAACUGCUAUUUUAACUGGAAUUAACAGUGUUACAUUCAUUUUGAUAAAAAAAUAGUGUUUUCUCAAGUUGAUAUUAAGUAUAUCCGAUUGAUUGAUUUUGAGAAAGUUUCUAUCUAUAUCGAAGUUAACUAUGUACAGUAUGUGGAAGUUUUAAGUUUAAUUGUUAAAUUGUAGCUAUUUUCUUGUUACUUUCUUUGAUUAGAUAAUGUUUUAAAAUUAGUGUGUUAAAGUUUAUUUCUUGUUUGCUUUUAUUUGAUUAAACAAAGUAUUGAAUGUAUUUUUCAUUUACUUUUUAUUUAUGUAUUCAUUUGAGAAGAAAACUCUUUUACUUUUACUACUUUUUGUAAUAACGAUAAAAUUGACACGAUGAUCCGCUAACUUGAGUCCAAGCCAUUCCUACGUUUCGUUUGGGAUCAUUUGCGGUCCAAGCUGGGGAUCGUUUGCGGUACUGUACAGUGUCGAACGAAACACGAAAUCGGUGAAAUUUGCUAUUUUCAGCUACAAUAACGACAAUGAAUGAUUUUCCAGUAAUGUGAGACUUAGUUAUGAGCACAGGAUUAUGGGAUCGCCAGGGGGCAAACAUUGAAAGUCGAUACAAAGAAAUGUAUGGCUUGGAGCUCUCUGUAUAUACCUGCCGCUUUAAUAGCACGAUUAAUUAGCCCUGAAUGGGAUCUUAAUGACUCUACUGUAAACGAUUUCUUCGCUUCUUAUCUGACCCAGAUCGACUUCGUUGUUCGCCAUUUUGAAAAUCAAUAACCGCAAGCCAUAUCCUCGCUGGCGAACGGAACGUCGCCCGAAGGGCGACCGAGACACGAAAGGCCGAUCUUGCGAGCCCUCAGUCUCUUGGUUGCGGUCAACUAACGGGGAACCACUAUAUGAUACUUACACCACGUACCUACCAAUAGAAUGUGUAACGAAACUGUAACGCGAUCAAAAUAACCCAUUUUUUCAUAGGUUUUCGACGGGUUUUGAUGUUUUAACGACAAACACAUCUCCUCUGGACCCUGUGCAUUUGGCCGUGAUUUUAUGAGAAGCGGAGGUGACUAAUGUUGGUGCUUUGAAAUUGUAAGUUUUUGUGGGAUCAAUGCUAUGAAGUCUAUCGAUAAACACUCCUUGCGUAAGGUCGACUGUGAAAUUUACUGAAUGGUCUCGAAAUAUGUAGUACUAACUUAGGUAUAAAUGAGCGGGCAAUGCGGACUCAUUUAAGCCUUUCCAGUUGUACUUACAUGUGCUCAUAUUUACAACGAGUGUAAUUACGCUCCGCUCGGCCGGCGAUCACAAUGAUCACAACGAUCGAAGGUAAGCUUAUGUAUUGUCGAAUUUGAUAUGUAUUAACUUUAAAAACAAGAACAACUUCCCCACAUUUAUAUUGAUUUCUUCUCGCCAAAAAAAACAAGCGAAAUGUUUGGUAAUGAUCCAGAGCACCAAUGAGUUCUAAUGCCUUUUCCAAUUAUUUUUAGGGAAGAUAUAGAAUCUUCGCCCAAAAAUUUUUAUCAGUAUAAUACACAUAAGUAGAAAAAUAUAUAUAUACUGGAUAAAGAUUUACGAACAAAAUUAGUUAUGCAGAACAGUCUGACUUUUUAUGAAAAUUGGCAAAUACCGUAUUUAUUCGUAUAACCGCCCUACCUCGAAUUAGCGCCCACCUCGAAUAAGCGCCCAGCCUCGAAUAAGCGCCCAGCCCCUCCUCCUCCCAAUCAAACUCAAAUAAGCGCUCACCCCCACCCCACACACUUAAGUGAAUAAAUUUUAAGAAGAGACUUCCCCGCGGACGGAGUUUUCUUCAGAGUAUUUUACAAAAACCUUGCAUUGUUACAUCCUCGCAUUUUGUUAUUACCAUUUAUUGUUUUGUUGCAAAAUAAACAUACUUCACUUGCUGAAAAUGAUGAAAAUUUAAUAAGCGCCCACCUCGAAUAAGUGCCCACUCUCAAGGUCCAAAAAUUUAAUAAGCGCCCAGGGCGAUUAAUCGAAUAAAUACGGUAUGAUAAUUCCCAUCAACUUGGUAUUUAUUUACACACUCUGACUGCUUUUGUAUCGGAAAUCUUACUCGUUCCUACGAUUUCUGCCUCAUUUACUAAUGGUUAAAUACCAUGUACUUUCCAUGAAAUAUUUCGUAGAUGUCACUUUGUUUAUACUAAAGUAAAGGAGGAUUUUUUUAUUUUUAUGGCCACGUACAUACUUUAACUUGUUAACGUGUUGUCUUGUCAUAACCCGCACAGCGCCGCACAGCGCUCAUAGCGGCCGAGCGUCGUUACACUCUUCAUAAAUAUCACCACACUUAAUUAUAACUUAAACGCUUAAAAGAGCCAAUCCCCCUACAAGUAUGCCUAAAUUUGUACUAUAUAUUUCGAGACCUUUUCUUCAUGUAGAUCACUGUGUAAAUUCAGUAAAUAUAUUAAAUUUCACCCUCAACCUCACGCAAGCAGUGUUUAUCGAUAGAAUUUAUCGCAUUAAUCACACAGAAACUUGAAAUUUCAACGCCCCAACAUUAGUCACCUCCGUUUCUCAUAAAAUCACGGCAAAAUGCGGCAUUCUCUCUCCAAAGACACCGCUUUUAACGGAGAAACAACUCCACGCUAUACAUUUCUUUGUAGCGACUCGCAAUGUUUGCCCCCUGGCGAUCCCAGAAACUCAUUCAUUUUAGGUCACAGAUAAAUCGCGGUUGAUUGUGAAAAUAGGAAAUCUUUCGAUUAUUCAUUGAAAUUUCCAAACAUAAGAAUAGUCGUGUGUGGGCUCUCUAUGAAGUUAAAGUAAUAAUACUUGUUUGACAAUAAUUGGUCUGCCGCCAGAGCCUGACAUGGGUGACCUUUUGUUUGCAUAUGCAAUGAGGAAACAAGACCCGCUCCUUUUUCGUGCUUGAGAGAGAUCAUUUUACUAACAAAGAUACACUUGAUCGAACACUAAUAUUCUACCACGAGCUUCAUUUUGCAGUGGGUCGAAGGUUCAAAAUUCAGUGAGAAGCAAUUUUCAGUUACUAGUAUCUCUGCGUCCGCUAACCGGAUUUUGGAAACAGUAUAUCAUCAAGGUGAGGCCUUUUAUAUUACGAUUUUUUUUGUGCGGUUUGUGUGACACAGAUCAAAUUAUUACUCCUGACUGAGCGAACAUGAAAUCAGUUGAAAACUGUGGACUGAACCGAUGGCAAAGUUUAAGUUAUAACACCACAGUAGUCUAUACUGUAUAUGUUGUGGUGAGCUGCCUAAAAAUUGAAAAAAAGAUAUCGGCGUGUUGGUCAUAACUGGUAAUUUCGAGGAAUAGACUUUUUUUCUCUAUUUUUGUCUGCAAUCGAAAGUAACGCUAAAAAAAAUCUUAAUUAAGUUUGCUUCAACAAAUUAAAUCUAUACAAUUUUACCCCUCUUGCAACUCGGAAACUAUUCUAAUGACGAUCUUAGAACUUCCUUUCGGCAGCUCAGAUAAAAGAGGUGCGUUAUUUAUACCAGGUUAUACGACAUUUUUGUUUACAAAUACUGUCAAAUGAGUCUGAGCGCAGUGGAAACCAAAUCAGAUUUAUGAGUAAUCAAUUCUAUAUUUCUCCAGGUCUCAAACAAACAAAGUUUUAAAAGUUUUCGGAGUCUUUUCAACGUGGAGUUGAAUUAACUGUAUCUUUUGAGUCACUAAAAUUUAUGUCAGUCUUGUCAGUCCGACGUCGUCUUAUUUAUUUAUAUGUAAGUGUGGGUAAUGUCUCGAAUAUAUCAUAGAAACGUGAGGAAGUUCAGAUCAAGAAACAAGAAUCGAUUUGUGAAAUGCUAACACUGGUAGAGACAACAAGCAAGACAACCCUGGAUUUGCGUGGCGAUUUUAUUUAUCUAUUUUCAUUUUUUUCGAAAAUCAAAUUCCUUUUCCAUAAAACGUGAGUUUUCCAACGUGGUUAUGGCCAUUAUGUGCUCUUUUUCAGAAAGAUGAAAUUAGCAGUACAUUAUUCCGCACGGAAAAGGCUGCUUAUGGCGUUUCUCUGUUUUGCGGUCCUUGCAGUCAGCAGCGGGAACUGCGGUAAAUGUCUACUCAGGCUGCGUACUGAAUAAACUUAUUACAAAUUUACGAAUUCAUAGCAGGAUAGGACUGGAUCCGUUGAUAUUUCUUCAGUCAGUGACGUAAAGAUCUUGGUGCUGAUGCUCAAUAAUUAAUGGACUUACUUAGAAGCUCAAGAUUCGAACACAACGCUCCCUCGGAGGCCGACACCAAAUUCAUGUAGCGUGCUCCAUACAAAGCGCAAGAAAUUUGGUUAAAAAUUUUUACCAAAUAUCUCGCGGAAAAUCUGCACUGAAGCUGAAUCUUGGCAAGACUAGGCCAGGCUUGCAUGUGAAUUUUUCUUUCCUUAGAUUGUUGACAUUAUUUAUUAUUGAAUGGUUGAAAGAUGUCCUUUUGGUCGCGUCUAUUAAAACAGGCAACUAGUGGAACAGUCUCUUGAUCAAAUUCAUUCACCACCAUAUAAAGGUUGCGUGGCAGGCGUUCAAAAGGGAAGGGCUGGGGCUUCUUUUUAACGCUGUUAUCCUAUAUUUUGCUUAUGUUUAGGGUAUGAAACUAUUGGAUGCUACAAAGACACCUCAAACCGAGCAAUCCAGUCAUUGGAAGGAAAGGAUUCUAUUUUGGAUGGAUCAUAUGGCUCUCGGAAGAACCCCAUUGCAAAGUGUGCCGUGGCUGCAAUGAGAGCAGGUUACAGCAUGUUUGCAGUUCAAGCUGGUGGAUGGUGUGCGGCCAGUGCUACAGCACCAAAGACCUUUGACAAGUAUGGAAAGUCUACAGCUUGCCGAUCAGACGGUGAAGGCGGAGGAUGGGCAAAUCAGGUUUAUAUAAUCAAAGGUAAGCAUGCAGCGUUAGGAUACAGGACUUGUUUUAUAUACGAACGAAAGUUAAUCGAUAAAUUCCAUCGUAUUUCCAGAAACUUUGAAAAUUUAAAAUAUCUACUAGUCAUAUAUUUUUUCUCAAGCCACCGAUAAUUUCCUUUUAACUUAAAUAUAUGGCUAUGGAAAUUAAGCAGUUUUCCUUCUUAACUUUGGGCAGACGUGUCAACUACGAGGAACUUUUCAUAAAUUAAUCUUUUUAAAAUUUUAAUGAUGUUUUUGUCAGACAUCAAGCCAAACGUAGAUCAUGUCUUCAGCCUUUCAGUCCGCCUUUUUGCAAUCCUGUCCCUGGUGAAGGAAAAAGUUAAUUAAAUAGUUUCUCUUUAACACAGUUUUGAUAAUAUAUGUUUACCUUCAUUUUCAGCGUACGAAACUAUAGGAUGCUACAAAGACACCUCAAACCGAGCAAUCCAGUCAUUGGAAGGAAAGGAUUCUAUUUUGGAUGGAUCAUACGGCUCUCGAAAGAACCCCACUGCAAAGUGUGCCGUGGCUGCAAUGAGAGCUGGUUACAGCAUGUUUGCAGUUCAAGCUGGUGGAUGGUGUGCGGCCAGUGCUACAGCACCAAAGACCUUUGACAAGUAUGGAAAGUCUACAGCUUGCCGAUCAGACGGUGAAGGCGGAGGAUGGGCAAAUCAAGUUUAUAUACUCAAAGGUAAGCAUGUAGUGUUAGGAUGCAGGUCUUGUGUUACAUCAGGGGCACCCAACGAGAAUAUAGUUCAAAACCACUUAAACAUAGCAUUGUUAAACGUAUUUUAGUAUUUAAACGGUAGAUAAAGGCAUAUUUUUGUCCCCUAAAAAUUUUUCAUCUGUUCGGAUUUCCUAGCUGAAAGUCUCGAGAUCCGAAAAUCAUAGGGAUCAAAACUUACCUUUUCGAAAAUUUCAGCCAGAAAAAAGGCUCCAGAAAAUUCUAGGUGAGCUUUUUAGGGCAAAAAUCCGUUAAAAAUGGGCAAUUACACCAAUUUUUACAUGUUCGAAAAUCCUAGGAGAGGUAGGCAAGCAAGAAAUUUUACAAAAAAUGUUCCGAAAAUUCUAGAUCUCAAAUCGUCUUCCGAACAGAUAUUUUCCGAAAAUUGACGUUGGGUGCCCCUGUUAUAUACGAACGAAGUUAAUCGAUAAAUUUCAUCGUAUUUCCAGAAACUUUGAAAAUUUAAAAUAUCUGCUAGGAAUAUAAUUUUUCUCAAGCCACCGAUAAUUUCCUUUUAACCUAUAUGGCUAUGGAAAUUAAGCAGUUUUUCUUCUUAACUUUGGGCAGACGUGUCAACUCUAAAGAACUUUUCAUAAAUUAAUCUUUUUAAAAUUUUAAUGAUGUUUUUGCUCGCCAUCAAGCCAAACGUAGAUCAUGUCUUCAGCCUUUCAGUCCGCCUUUUUGCAAACCUUUGAAAAAAGUUAAUUAAAUAGUUUCUCUUUAACACAGUUUUGAUAAUAUAUGUUUACCUUCAUUUUCAGCGUAUGAAACUAUCGGAUGCUACAAAGACACCUCAAACCGAGCAAUCCAGUCAUUGGAAGGAAAGGAUUCCAUUUUGGAUGGAUCAUACGGCUCUCGAAAGAACCCCACUGCAAAGUGUGCCGUGGCUGCAAUGAGAGCUGGUUACAGCAUGUUUGCAGUUCAAGCUGGUGGAUGGUGUGUGGCUAGUGCUACUGCACCAAAGACCUUUGACAAGUAUGGAAAGUCUACAGCUUGUCGCUCAGACGGUGAAGGCGGAGGAUGGGCAAAUCAAGUUUACUUGCUUAAGUGCUGA